This is a messenger RNA of Saccostrea cuccullata (small rock oyster), 1698 nucleotides long. RefSeq lists its product as uncharacterized. The coding region runs from base 26 to 1582 and encodes 518 amino acids. The record is from RefSeq and is a predicted model, not a curated record. NCBI's taxonomy places the organism in Eukaryota, Metazoa, Mollusca, Bivalvia, Ostreida, Ostreidae. The transcript has 4 exons.
GGCUAGAAACACUCAAAAAGAAACCAUGCUGAAGGAGGCUUGCUUUCUACUGUUGGUCACUUACGCGGCUGCCACAUAUAGCUCUGGUUAUCCUUCCAUUCCCUCCAGUCCGUCCUCAACCUACCCCACCUAUCCUACUGGUGGAUACAGAUAUGUCGUUUACAUUCAGUACCUCUACUAUUUAUAUGUGACAUACGGACCAACCUCUGUCCAAUAUUUACAGUAUUACCAAUACUUGGUCAGACUUCACAUCAUUCCUGAUGGGUUUAACUUUGGCAGAGGGGGAUUCCCAGGAUUUGGCGGUAGUGGAGCUUUUCCAUUAGGAGGUAUAGGUGGUAUCAGCCCUAUUGGGCGCGGUCCAACUGGUGGAUUCCCAUUAAGCCCUGGAUUUGGAGGUCUUCCGCUGGGAAGAUCAGGUUCCCCAUUGGGAAGUGGUAUCGGAGGCCUCCCCUUAGGAGGCAGCAGUCUUGGAGGAGGAUUCCCACUGGGAGGUUCUAGAUUUCCUACAGGUGGAUUCCCAAGUGGUGGUGCAGGGUUCCCUCUUGGUGGAGGUAGUCUAACUGGUGGUUUUCCGCUUGGCGGAUCAGGUUCUCCAUUAGGUGGUGGUAUUGGAAGUUUGCCUUUGGGAGGUUCUGGCUUGGGAGGAGGAAUGCCGUUGGGAGGAUUCCCGAGCGGUGGUGCCAGCUUUCCUUUAAGCAGCGGAGGUUUAGGUGGUUUACCAAUUGGCAGUGGAGGUCUUGGAGGAGGAUUCCCUCUUGGUGGUUCUGGAUUUUCAAGUGGAGGAUUCCCAACUGGUGGUGCCGGAUUCCCUAUAGGAGGUGGAAGUCUUAGAGGUGGAUUCCCUCUCGGGGGAAGUAGUGGAAGCUUCCCUAUUGGGGGAGCUGGAUUCCCUACUGGAGGCAGUGGUUUUGGUGGAUUCCCAACUGGUGGUGCCGGAUUCCCUAUCGGAGGUGGUAGUCUUGGAGGUGGAUUCCCUCUCGGGGGAAGUAGUGGAAGCUUCCCUAUUGGGGGAGCUGGAUUCCCUACUGGAGGCAGUGGUUUUGGGGAGCUGGAUUCCCUAUCGGAGGUGGUAGUCUUGGAGGUGGCAGUGGUUUUGGGGGAACUGGAUUCCCAUGGAGGCAGUGGUUUUGGUGGCUUCCCAUCUGGUGGCAGCUCUUUAAGUUUGACUAGAAGUGCUUCUAGUUUCUCAUCUGGUAGUUCCGGAUUCCCAAGUGGAGGAUUUCCAACUGGUGGUGCUGGUUUCCCCAGCGGCGGAGGAAAUCUUGGAGGUGGAUUCCCUAUCGGGGGAACUGGUGGAGGCUUUCCUCUUGGAGGAACCGGAUUCCCUACUGGAGGCAGUGGUCUCGGAGGAUUCCCAUCUGGCGGCAGGUCUUUAAGUCUUACUAGGAGUGGUUCUAGUUUUUCCUCUGGUAGUUCCGGAUUCCCAAGUGGAGGAUUAUCGGGUAUUGGAGGUGGAUUUCCCGGAUCCGGACUCAGUGGAUUUUCUGGUUUCUCCAGUUUGUCUUCCAGUUUGAGUGGGUUUGAUGAUCUAAAUGAUGGGUUUUCCGGAGGCUAUGGUGGAUACAAAUCUGGUAAAUACUAGUGGACCAUAAGACGUCAGACAGGAUGUAAACACGGAAUUGAAGAUGGAAUGGCACUGAUUUUGUUUUUUGUAAAUAUAUAUUUUUAUGGUUACGGAAUAAACAGAUGACGCCUGAA